Aspergillus ibericus CBS 121593 is the source of this 1272-nucleotide messenger RNA. Its product is annotated as transcription initiation factor TFIID subunit 11 family protein. The record is from RefSeq and is a predicted model, not a curated record. The transcript has 3 exons. Gene Ontology annotation, molecular function: protein heterodimerization activity; transcription coactivator activity. NCBI's taxonomy places the organism in Eukaryota, Fungi, Ascomycota, Eurotiomycetes, Eurotiales, Aspergillaceae. Gene Ontology annotation, cellular component: nucleus; transcription factor TFIID complex. Gene Ontology annotation, biological process: RNA polymerase II preinitiation complex assembly; transcription initiation at RNA polymerase II promoter. The coding region runs from base 81 to 1088 and encodes 335 amino acids.
CCGCGCCGCGAGCCGACCGGUCUCUGACCAACCAACACGAACCACCUUCUCAACUCCCUGCCAACACACAUCCCAUCAUCAUGUCAUCGCCCCCACCCCCUUCCUCGAACCCGCUGAAACGGCCCUCAAUCUCCUCGGCCGCCUCCCAGCCGCUGGGCAGCCACCCGAAGCGACCGCGGAUGCACCCCCUCCGUCAGACCUCGUUUCCCAGUACCAUCGACGCCGACACGCGCACAUACAGUGAUGCCGGGAGUGUGACGGGCAGCUUCACGGGCAGUCUGGGGGGCACCAGUGCGGACGGAGUAUUUCUGACCAAGGGCAAGAAGCGCGGGCGCAAGAGCAAGGCGGAAAAGGAGCGGGAGCGGGAAGAAGGCAGUCUUCGAGCCGGCAUGGAUCGGAUGGGGUCGGUGGAUAUGGAGGGGGCCUCUGUGCGAGCUGGUACCGCUGGUGGGGGUGGCGGGGGUGGCGAGGAUGCAGAUGAGGAUGAAGAUUUUGAUGAUGAGGGCGAGCUGCUGGGCAGGGAAGAGGGGACGACAGAUACGGAGGCCGAGAAGAAGAAUCUGGCGUUGUUGGUGGACGCGUUCAAUCCUAUCCAGUCGGAGCGAUACGAUUUGUUCAAGCGAGCCAAGUUACGAAAGGAGACGCUACGACGGAUUGUCAACCACGCACUCUCGCAGUCGGUGCCGGCGAGUGUGGUCACUACGAUUAAUGGGUUUACAAAGGUGUUUGCGGGUGAGAUGAUCGAGAAGGCGCGGACGGUGCAGGCGGAAUGGGCCCUGGCUCAUGACCAGGCGGCUCUGGCGGCGUUGGAGGCGGAACAGGCGACAUCGACCCCGGCUGGAGGCAUUAAACAGGAGCCAUCGGAGCAUACACCUUUCUCAGCGGCGAAGAAAGAUGUGAAGCUGCCGCCAAACCCGCACCGGGGCCAGUUGCUGCCCGCGCACCUGCGGGAGGCGCUUCGGCGGUACAAGCGGGACGGCGAGGGGGGAGGCGUUGGGUUUUCUGGAUUAAGCAUGGGCAAUCUAGGGGUGCGAGGGUCGGUGACGUGGGCUGCAGGCAGUGUGGGAGGCCGGCGGAUUUUCCGUUAAUUUCAGCGGUGGCGGGGAUGGAUACUGGCUGUGAGUGAUAUGUGAAUUAAUGAAGCCAAGCGGCCUGUCUAUAAUUAACUUGACGCACGGGGGCUCUUGGAAUGUCUAUCUUCCAUCACCUCAUAGGGUUCGGCAUGGCGCAAUCGAGACCCAAGAAUUGCACACGUGAGGGUCGGCGCUUCCC